This is a messenger RNA of Bombyx mori (domestic silkworm), 6556 nucleotides long. RefSeq names its product Ig-like and fibronectin type-III domain-containing protein 1. The transcript has 30 exons. The coding region runs from base 273 to 4649 and encodes 1458 amino acids. The record is from RefSeq and is a predicted model, not a curated record. Gene Ontology annotation, biological process: cell-cell adhesion. NCBI's taxonomy places the organism in Eukaryota, Metazoa, Arthropoda, Insecta, Lepidoptera, Bombycidae. Gene Ontology annotation, molecular function: protein binding.
GCUGCGAGGAGAGCGCGCAGGCUUCGCGCGAGGCUUGUGGCAGUCGUCAGGAGGAGGCCGCGGGUUGAGCACGCUCGCUCCGGUCCAGCCGCGCGUCGCGUCGCGAGUUCAGUGCGCCCCUCUAUAGUUUCACUUCUACUCCCUGUGUUGUGUUCGGAUUAAUCUCGGAAAAGAUUUCAAAGAGGAGCUUCUGACGUCACUGAACAUUAAUAUACCGCAUGCAACCUUGAAGAACAUAUCUUCGAUCUUGGGACCUAAGUUCUUCACCAAAGAUGAGAACGACAUGGAGCUUGGUGCUUUUGGCGCUUUUUGUCAUCGUCUUAGCUGACUCGACUGAAGAACUCAAAACUUCAGUGGAGAAUACAAGUACGUCUACGGACAGCUCUCAAGAAGAUGUCGAGCCCAAAGAAGCCUGGAUGCGAGCUCCGGGCGGAGGCGUAACAGUAAAGAGUGGCGAAGAUGCCUUAUUAACUUGCGUGGUACUUGGAGCUAGAGGACGUCCAGUCUUCUGGAGGAGAGCCAGAGACCUCCAGUUAUUAACAGCUGGAGCUGUAAGAGUCACAAGAGACGACAGAAUACAGGUGCUUCAUGAUGACUCUGAAGAGCCGCUCCAAGGUCCCGGAAUCAAGAAGGGCGGCGACGUGUGGGCGCUGGUCAUCAAAUCUGUGAAGCCUUCAGACGCUGGUCUUUACAUGUGUGAACUGAACACUGAGCCUCCAGUUAGAAGCUUUCACAGACUUACUGUGAUAUCAAGAGGUCUUACUCCUCCCGAGAACCGCAACAUUACAGACACGUAUUCAGCCUACACUCCCACGCUGUCGUCAGUGGCCAUGGCACAUAACUACACGGAUUGCUGUCUCUCUUCUAAUGUCAGUAAAAGCUGCCUGGGAUUCUGCAGCAUCCAGACUAUACUCGAAGGCACUGGACAGGACCCGGAGACUUGCCAGCCGGAUUUUCCUGCUAUAGUCAAGUGUAUGGCGGACGGUCGCAACCACGUGCCCUGCUGCGUCCAGGAGCAUGUCCCGGAUAUAUGCCAGGACGUGUGCCGAGGAGAGUUCACUCCGGUCACCGAUAACAUCAAGACUCAUUACUCUUGUGCUUCCUACAUGGAGAAGACAUUAGCUUGCAUUGUCGAGGGGAUCGAACUUCUGCCAAGUCCUCCAGAAGACGUGGAAGUCGAGCCACUGAAUGAGAAACAGUUGAAUGUCUCGUGGAAUCCACCAGUCCAGAACGCCGACACUAUAACCGAAUACAUAGUCAAUGUCACAACUUUGAGGUCUUUUGAUGCUCACCUCAUUGACCCGUCCGAAAGUUCUAUUAGGAAUAACACAGUGAGCAAGCCUAUUACAGUUAAGGUACCUGCUAGUAAAUCGUUCCUAGUGCUGGACGAUCUACUGCCUUUCACGAUGUAUGAAAUAACUGUGACUUCGUAUAAUAUUCACGGGUCGAGUCUGCCCAGUUACGCUAUCAGGUCAUUAACAUUAACUCCUGGGAAGAUGAAGACCACAGAAGUAGCAGCAGCUCCCAAGUUACCGGACGUGAAGAAAUGCUGUGAAGCAGGCGGAGUCAAUCAUUAUGGUUGCAUCAGUAAACUGUGUGAUCCUACUAAGACUUUUGAAAUUGAGCAGCUGCAGGUGACAGAUCUGAUGAUAUGCGCGCCCUGGGCUGGGAUCACGUUUGGAUGCCUAGCUAAUGGAAUGGACCACACCCCUUGCUGCCGAGCUCGCGGUCUACCUGACUCCUGUCUUCCCCUGUGCAGUGGAAAUAUUACGUCGAUUGACUUCAAUCACUUUAAAUGCCUUCGCUACAUGAAGUCCUACACCAACUGUCUGCUCCAAGGGUACGGGGUUCUACCAGGGCCACCAUCUAAGCUAUACCUGACAAACAUCGACACAGACUACGCCGUGGUUCAUUGGUCACCCCCUACCGUCCUUGCAGACACGGUGCAAGCCUACAACUUAUACUAUCGCUCGCUGCAAGUUGAUGACGAUUACAGAGCUUUGGAGUUUGUUCACUCACCGUACAUACUAGAAGAUCUGGAGUCGAAUACCGACUAUGAGAUAUACGUGGAGGCUGUGAACGAGCACGGUGUUGGGGAUCCUUCACCCAGACUCAUAUUUAGAACACAAAGUCAGGUAAUAGAAGAAGAAAUAGAAGAGGCAAACGCUUAUAACGUAACUGCGUGCUGCGAAAGAGUUCAGCUCGCAGGAGUGUGCAUGCCGCUCUGUUCUUACGAUGCCAAAAUGUCGGACCUCAGGACCUUGGCUCCGCUGUGCGCUCAGGAGUUCCACAAGAUACUGCGAUGUGGUGCUGGAGGUCGAAACCACGAGACCUGCUGCGCCAGGAGGGGCGUCCCCGGGAUCUGUCGCGGAGUGUGCGCCGGCGCCUACACGGGGAGCGUCAAUACUUGCGUGCCUUACAUCGGCAAUAUCGUGCAGUGCUUUGAGGAAGGCACUGGUAUACUGCCCGGUCCCCCUCGAGAGCUCCACGCGGUCAUCUCGUCGAAGAACUUGUAUUUGGACUGGGCGGCACCACAAGACGGUGCCAAUGCUACAUCCUACAUUGUCUUCUGGCAAAAACUGGAUAACAACACCCAGCCGUACAGCUACAACACCAUGCAGUCCACUUACAACCAAAUCAAAACAAAUGACACGAUGGUCACCAUCCAACACGAGAGCUUGGAGGUGAACAGCACGUGCCACGCGUUCGUGGUGGCCGUCAACGAGCACGGCUCCUCGCUGCCAUCCAGCAUGCUGCUGUUUAACGUUACCGAAGAGGAGCAAGAAGUUUCUGGUAUCCCAUCCCACCCACAUUCGCUGUCCGUAUCGUCACACUCCGCCACGUGGCUUACCCUGACCUGGCAGCCACCGCAGUUCUCGCAAGCUGACGAGAAGAUCACCUACACAUUAUUCUUCAAAUCUCCAACUCAAAUGGGUGCAAAUAUCACGAAUAUCACCACCACAGUACCUGGAUAUACGUUGGAGAAGCUUACCCCGAACACCCAGUACAUAGUGUGGGUGAAAGCUCACGCUACAGCUGGAGACUCCUUGCCUUCUGAGACUUUACUGGCUUGGACGGAUCCAGCAUAUCCUGCUUAUGUAGAACCCCCGACGGUAAACCCCGUGAACCUGGUGAUGGAAGGCUCCAGCAUGACAAUCCUUUGCAUCGCCAUGGGAACACCAACCCCAACAAUAUCUCUAUAUAUAUCUGGUCGUUUAGUGAGGCAGGAUGUUACCAGACAUAUGGUGACAGUGAUUCAUAACGUUACCCGGGAUAUGGACCAGAUCUCCUGCUACGCUGACAACGGGUACGGCACACCCAUGCAGGCUUCCAGAAAGAUUAAUAUAUCUCAUGUGCCAUCGAUCCAAGCGUCAGGCAUCACAAUGGCGGCGGCCGGUGACUCCGUUAUCCUGGAAUGCAGAGUGGAGGCACUUCCCAAACCUACCGUAGCCUUCUGGAGGGACCCUAACGGUAGAACUCCCGUUAUUGAUGGACCUAACUACAGUAUACAGCUUCAACCGGACCUGGAGGAACCAACCAAAUAUACCAUGCGUCUGAUCAUCAAGAAGAUAUCAGAAGCUGACGAAGGAGACUACUUCUGCCACGCUGAGAACGCCUUCGGGAAAGCCCUGAGGCCAGUCUCGGUUAGACUACGACCUACGACUCCUCAUCACAAUGUCACCGAGUGCUGCGCUCAGAUGAACGUGUCCUCGCAGUGCAUAGACGCCUGCAGCUUCCACCUCGACAUGGACAAUAUCAUGGACCGUCCGGAGUGCAUGAACGACUUCGACAAGCUCAUGAAGUGCGCUGCCGAUGGAUCCGAUCAUCGUAGUUGCUGCGCCUCUUGGGGCGUUCCGCGUAGUUGCUUGGAGCUGUGCCGAGGAGGGUCAGUGACCAGGUCGUGCGCGCUGCAACACGCCCGGCGCGCCCUGGCCUGCUUCAGGGACGCGGGCGGGAAGCUGCCCGGCCCACCCAGGAACUUAAAGGCACAUGUAGCUCCGACCCCUAACGCUGUACUAUUAAGUUGGGAUCCUCCAGUCAAGAACCCUCAAACCGUGUACCUAUAUCGCGUGUUCUGGCGCGCCUACGGAGCCAAAGUCCCGGAGAAGCUGGACACCAGCGAGACCAGCGUCGUGCUGACCGGUCUCCAAGAUGACAUCAGAUAUGAAUGCGUCGUGAAAGCUGCUAAUGACGUCGGAACCUCUUCUCUCAGCCCGUCAAUAAUGUUCACAACCAGCGGCCAAGAGUCUUCAGCCGCAGCAGCCCCAGUGGCGACUGGAUCCGCAGCACCUGCAGUGGGCGUCGCCAUGGCCUGCGUUGUUGUUGCCGCUAUUCUACUUGCAGCCGGAUUCUACUACAGACACAGAAAGAAUCUCCGACUGAAGGCGCAAGGUGGAGUGGCGUUUGAGAACCCAAGUUACCUGAGAGAACCAAACCCUGAUACCGUCAUUAAUGGCACCGUACCUAACGGCAAUGCCAAUGGCGGAAACGGAGUCACAAACGGCGUCUCCAACAGCGCAGCUUGGAGACAAGAAACCCUUCAGAAUCCCGGCACAGCAGUGCCCACCGCCAGGGAGGUGGAGCCUACUCUUUAUGAGGAAUUGAAGCUUGGACAGGACGGAGCUGGUUUCAAGAGGCUGAAACCAUAGCAGGAGGUUGCGGUGCGGUCGCCGCUACGCUCGCCGCGGUUGACGGCGCGCGUGUCGCCGCGAUACUGAGCACCGCAGCGCCCCACGCGCCUUAUAUACUGCGUAUCCCCACCACGCAGAUGGAGGGGGGCCGGAAUGUACCGUUUGUAAAGUAUUAAAAAUAAAAUAGAUUAGGAAAAUCUGAACUGUUCUCAGAUGUAGAUCCUAAACAAAAGUAAUAUGGCGACAGCGGUGUGUAGAUAAAUAAGUACCUUAGUUAUUUAAAUAUAAUAUAUUUUCAUUAAAGUAAUUUUUGUGAUUUAAACCAAAAAAAAAAUGAAGACCUCACUAAGCCCUUUUCCACUUCAUGUAAAUAUCAAUCUAAAAUGUUCUGAUAAUAAAUAGUUACAGGUGUUAUUUUAUCAUAGAAUUUCAGAUAAAUAAAAGGUUGUAUGUAUUCAUUCAUAAAAGUAUAUACUCUUAUAGCGAAUAAAAAAAUCACACAUCACGGCAACGAUGGUUCGUUAUUGUUGUAAAUUUAACCCUUGCUCUAAAUACAUUAAGCUCAAUAUUUUGUGAACAAAAGUGUUUGUGUGUUUUCCAGUUACAUGAAUCGGGUGAAUUUACCCUCCAAUUAUGAAUUUAUAUCCAUCAAUAGAAAGAGACGGCCAUAGUUUUGUGUACUCCAGCCUCCAGUGAUGUUCACAGCGGGAGACAACGGCGUGUCUCUUUCUAACCGUGUGUGAGCUAUAUUCGCUAACCGCCAGAUAUACCGUCAUGUUAUGACGUCACAUCACAAUAUGUCAAUGAAACGUAUUUCUAUUAUAAUUAGUAUUAAAUUAGUGAACAAAAACAUGUGCCUUCAUGUAUUUUACGAUAAUAAUAUUAACUAGUGAUUUUUGGUCUGUAUAAAUUGUAAAUAUUCGUAGUGCGUUCUCUUUCUAACAAAACCGAAGCAGGUUUAGUUUUUACGUUCUAGAGUAACAUAAUAAUAUUCGUUGAAGUUGAAAUCAGAGUAAAACUUUUUGUAAAAAAAAAUAAAGAGUGUAUUAUUGAAUAUUUUAGAGUGAUAAUUAGUGAUUUUUCCUAGAAAAUUAAUAUAAAAAGCAUAUCAAUUCAGUUACCAUUUAAUUAUAAUUUUAUUAAAAUUUAUUAAUAUUAUAAUAGUUAGAUUGAAUAUCGUUUGGACAUCAUCUUUGAGAUCAAAGAGCCAAGACUGGGCAAGCAGCAAAAUGCUUUAGCUUUUCUGAAACAAUUAUUAUAAACGUAACAUAGUGCGUUCAGGAAUGCUCACCACAGUCGGCAGUUUCUUCGUAAUGUAUGGACAAUGUUAAUAACAUGACAGAUUGCAUGACCAUAGCACUGGAACCGCUUGCCUGUCUUCUUGAAUGAAGUUAAAACCUUAGCAAAAAUAGUGUUAAUUCCUUUUGUUAUUUUGUCUAAUAAAUUAAUGGACUACCUUGAAAAUGACCUGUGAUUAUUGUAACUGUUCUGUUAAUCUUGCUCAAGCUGUGUAUGUGUGUGUAAAUAAAUAUAAAUGAUCUCAAUUUAUAACACUGUUUUCCAUAGGAUUCCCGUGUAAGGUUUUUCGUAAUUGACUGCCCCGAAAUGUUAAGUAUUUGGUAUGUCUAAAUUAUUAACAUAAUUUGUAAAUUCGUUGCUUUACCGAAAUUCAACAAUCCGUUAUUGCUGAAGCCAAAUAUUAAUAUUUCAAAUAUUAUAUUCCACAUAAAAUAACAAAGAGAACGAUCUUGCUUUCUAUUUUAUCUUCCUAAUAAUUUUAUGAAACUAAAUAAAUAUAAACAUACACAGUCAUGAGCUAUCUCAUUUAUCUAUUGUAAAAACAUUCCAUAGAUUUAUUGAAAGUUAAUUUUAAUGAUAAAUGGAUGUGAUUCGGUUUGUAAAUAAUUAAAUGGUAAAUAAAAUAA